This is a messenger RNA of Perognathus longimembris pacificus (Pacific pocket mouse), 2648 nucleotides long. It is a transcript of the gene Mep1a, whose product is annotated as meprin A subunit alpha. The transcript has 14 exons. The record is from RefSeq and is a predicted model, not a curated record. Gene Ontology annotation, cellular component: membrane. Gene Ontology annotation, biological process: proteolysis. NCBI's taxonomy places the organism in Eukaryota, Metazoa, Chordata, Mammalia, Rodentia, Heteromyidae. The coding region runs from base 411 to 2648 and encodes 745 amino acids. Gene Ontology annotation, molecular function: zinc ion binding; metalloendopeptidase activity; protein binding.
AAGGACAGAGAGAAAGAAAGGGACGCAAGCCAUGGCUUUCUUUUUAUAUCCUGCAAUAAUUGCUUUAUCACAUUUCCAUACAACUCGAAGUCAUCUUUGGUUAGCUUGGAGUACAAUACAAUCAUCAUAAGCGAUUAUUUUAUAUGUAUAGUGGAAGGCUUGGCAUAUGAAAUAUUGCAUCUUUAUUUCAGCAUUAAUUUUUUAGACUUUUUUUUCUUGUCUCUGCUGUGGAAGUGUUUAAGCUAGGCUUGGUGUCUCCUCUUGAAGGGGUUGAUGGCAUUAUCUUUGACUACCUUUAGAAAGGUUACAGUAUGUACGGAAGGGUCAAAGUUUCUAAUAUGACAGUCAGGCCAAGGUCCAAUGGGUUUUUAUGACAAAGUGUCUUUGCUCAAGUUAGUUCCUUUGCAACAAUGGUGUGGACUAGAUUCAUUCGUGUUCUGUCUUUCUCCCUGCUUUUCAUGCACAUAGCCGCGGUGUCGAUUAAGCAUCUUUCUAAAGGAAAUGCACCUGACGCAGAUUUUGAACAGAAGGAUAUUACAGAAAUCAAUUCGGCCGCAGGCCUGAACCUCUUUCAGGGGGACAUCCUUCUGCCCCCGGAAUCCAGAAACGGCCUGAGAGACCCGACAUACAGGUGGAAGUUCCCCAUUCCUUACAUCCUGGCGGACAAUCUCGAGCUGAACGCGAAGGCGGCCAUUCUCUCCGCCUUUGAGAUGUUCCGCCUCAAGUCCUGCGUGGAUUUCAAGCCCUACGAAGGAGAGAGCUCAUAUAUCAUCUUCCAGCAGUUUUCUGGGUGCUGGUCUCAGGUGGGUGACCUCCACGUGGGACAGAACCUCUCCAUUGGUCUGGGCUGUGACUACCAGGCCAUCAUCCAGCACGAGCUCCUGCACGCACUGGGCUUUUACCACGAGCAGUCGAGGACGGACCGGGACGACUACGUGAACAUCUGGUGGGAUGAGAUUAUUCCAGGUUAUGAGCACAAUUUCGACACCUACGAUGACACCUUCAUCACGGAUCUCAACACGCCCUACGAUUACGAGUCCCUGAUGCACUACGCCCCCUUUUCAUUUAACAAGAACGAAAGUGUCCCGACCGUCACGGCCAAGAUCCCUGAGUUCAACUCCAUCCUUGGGCAGCGCCUGGAUUUCAGUGCCAUUGACUUGGAAAGGCUGAACCGGAUGUACAACUGCACCUCCACGCACACCCUCCUGGACCACUGCGCCUUUGAGAAGACCAACAUCUGUGGGAUGAUCCAGGGCACCCGGGACGACGCCGACUGGGCCCAUCAGGACAGCGGCCCGCCCGGGCAGGCGGACCACACCCUGGGGGGCCAGUGCACAGGUGCCGGCUACUCCAUGCACUUCAACACCAGCUCCGGGGCCGCCGAGGAGGCCGCCCUGCUGGAGUCCCGGAUCCUUUACCCCAGGAGGACGCAGCAGUGCCUGCAGUUCUUCUAUAAGAUCACGGGGAGCCCUUCGGACAGACUCACCGUGUGGGUCCGGCGGGAUGACGGCACCGGCCGCGUGCGCAGGCUGCUCAGGAUGAAGACGUUUCCAGGAGACUCAGACCACAGUUGGAAAAUUGGUCACGUGACCCUCAAAGAAGAAAAGAAAUUCCGCUAUCUCUUCCAGGGCACAAGAGGUGACCCUCAGAACUCUGCUGGGGGCAUUUACCUGGAUGACGUCACCCUGACAGAAACGCCCUGCCCCACAGGGGUGUGGACCAUUCAGAACAUCUCCCAGGUCCUUCAGAGCACAGCUAAGGGGGACCGGCUCCACAGCCCUCGCUUCUACAACUCAGAGGGCUAUGGCUUUGGGGUGACGGUGUAUCCCCAUGGCAGAAUCACCUCUGUCAACUCUGACCACAUGGGGCUCGCCUUUCACCUGUGCAGCGGGGAGAAUGACGCCAUUCUGGAAUGGCCAGUGACAGACAGGCAGGCAAUAAUGACCUUCCUGGACCAGGAAGCUGACGUCAGGAACAGGAUGUCCUUAACCAUGAUGUUCACUACUUCCGAAUCCCAUACAGCUUCAGCGAUCAACGGCUCCGUCAUCUGGGACAGGCCGUCCAAGGUGGGGGCCUACGACCCGGACUGUGACUGCUUCAGGAGCAUCGACUGGGGCUGGGGCCAGGCCAUCUCCCACCAGAUGCUGACAAAGAGGAGUUUCCUGAGAAACGAUGACCUCAUCAUCUUCGUGGACUUCGAAGAUAUCACCCACUUGCGUCAGACUGAAGUCCCCACGACAGGCCAGAGGCAGAGCCCACGAGGCCUCAUUCUCCAUGACCAGGAGUCACGGGCCUCGGGAGAAGGUUCUGGAAAGGCCACAUUAAGCGAAGUGCUUCCUGGCGAUCUGCCCGGGCGGCAGAAGCGGUCGGUGGAGAACACGGGCCCCAUGGAAGACCACAACUGGCCCCAGUACUUCAGAGACCCCUGUGACCCCAACCCUUGCCAGAACGAAGGCCUCUGCGUGAACGUCAAGGGCAUGGCCAGCUGCAGGUGCAUCUCCGGACAGGCCUUCUUCUACACGGGAGAGCGCUGCCAGGCCAUGCAGGUGCACGGCGGUGUGCUGGGCCUGAUGAUCGGAGGCACCGCCGGCCUCAUCGUCUUCACCUUUGCCAUCGGCUCCAUCGUUUUCCGAAGGUCCAGGCAGUGA